AUGGAAAUCAUCCGCCUCUUGCUUGAACUACAUGUUUUUUUCUUCCUUUGCGGAUCUGUCUCAGCAGAUUCGACAUGCAAGUUGAAGGCAAAAUUUAACCUGAGCGGCUACAAGAAUGUGGAAAAGAAGCAGGUUGUUAUUGGGGGCAUGUUUCCUGUACACAAGCGUAUCGCCUCCAGUGAUGCCAACACUUCAAGGGUGCCUGUCUCCUCAGGAUGUGAUGGGUGAGUUGGGCAUUCAGUGAACUAUUCACAUGUGUCUUUCACAUUAUUGUGGCUGUGUUAGUUUAAUUUUCUUUAAUGAACUUAUCACGCAUAGUAAGGUAUGCUUGUUGAGUUUAAACUUUCUAGUAUUUAUUGCUUGAGUAAAAAUAUAUUUCACCUAACUGACCUUAUUAUUGUUUUAACCAAAAAGUUGAGUUGAGAGAUCUCUGAAAUUUGAUUUUACUGCAAAAGUGAGGACAGAGAGGGUAUCACCUCUGGGGCCAAUUAGUCACUGCAGUCUGAAUGAUCACAAUGGCAGGCCUUUGUGCAUUAUACACAGCAAUUAUCAGUAAGUCUGUAACUUUGCUCUUGUAGCCUAUUUAGGUGAAAUCAUUAAAUAAUAGUGAGUAGGUUUAUUAUGCAUUCAUAUUUUGCAUACUUAGUGAAUAUCCAUCUGUUCUUCAUGGUUGUUUUUUUCUGAUUUAAAAUUCACUAACAAGUCGCACUGAGUUUUUAACUAUAUACUGAAGUUAUAAAAGAUUAAAAUGUCACUGUUUGUAAGUUAUGCCAUUACUCGCCCUUCAUUGUCCAGGUUUAACUUCCGAACCUUUCGCUGGACUCAGACGAUGCUGUUUGCCAUCUACGAAAUCAAUAAGAGGACCGAUCUGCUGCCCAACACGGACCUGGGCUACGUCAUAUAUGACUCCUGCUUUACCAUCUCAAAAGCCGUGGAGGGUACCCUCACUUACCUCACGGGCCAAGAUGAGGCUGUGCCCAACUACCGCUGUGGGACUGGGGCGCCUCUGGCAGCUCUGGUGGGCUCCGGGGGGUCUGAUCUUUCCAUUGCCACCGCAAGGAUACUUGGACUGUAUCAUUUCCCACAGGUAAGCUGAUGCUUAGAACAUGAAGGCUGAAGGAAAUAAGCUUAAAGGGGGGGAAACUCAUCUCUCUGCUGUUAUCCUCAGGUCGGCUAUUCUUCAUCUUGCUCUGCCCUGGAGAGUAAGUUCCAGUUUCCCACUUUCCUGAGGACCAUUCCCAAUGACAAGCAUCAGUCUACAGCUAUGGCCCAGCUGGUGCUUCACUUUGGCUGGACUUGGGUGGGCACCAUAGCUGCUGAUGACGAUUACGGCAAAUAUGGCAUCAAAGACUUCAAGGAGCAGGUGGAGGAAGCUGGCGUCUGUAUCGCCUUUUCUGAAACCCUGCCGAAGGUGAACAUUUAUAUUCCAUCUGAUAUUGUGUCUGUUUCCUAUAAUGCCAUGCCAGUCUUUUUUUUUAAAUAGAUAUAUCACUUCUCAGAGAUAUGAUGUAUGAAAUUAAUUUUAGGUGAGUUCCCCAGAAGAUAUCCGGCGCAUUGUUCAAACCAUAGUUGAAGCCACGACCAAGAUCAUCGUGGUCUUCUCCUCAGAUGUUGACCUCAGUCCACUCAUUACUGAGCUGCUCAAUCACAACGUGACAAACCGCACCUGGAUUGCAAGCGAGGCCUGGGUGACCUCUGCUCUCAUCAACCAGCCUGGGGUGAGUCUGAAGACCAGCUCAGUUCUCUCAGUUAUCAACAGACUGACUGAUGUAAGAAACAGGUAUUUAGGUCACGACAUGACCUGAGGUUUGUGAUGUUCAUGUGGUUAUUAUGCAGGUGAGCUCAGUUCUGGGUGGUACUCUAGGUUUUGGAAUAAAAAGGGCAAACAUACCGGGUCUUCAGCGCCAUCUACUGGAUCUGGAUCCAUAUGAUGAUCAGCUCACCGAAGAAUUCUGGGAGUCGGUGAGUGCAAUGACAUUUUUGAGGCUAUUGAUCAAAUAUCAAAUCUAAUACUGCCCAAAUUCAAUGGAAUUAUGUGCCUGGUUCUUUUGUGACAAGAAAAUGAACGUUUCACUGUAUCUUUAUCUUUUAGGUUUUUAACUGCACAUUGAGUUAUAGAAAAGCUGUGCGGCAGGCCAAGCAGACGGUCAAAGAGGUUAAUGGCACACUGUCAAGAGCAGUGAGGGGAGUCCCUGAUGGGCUGUGUACAGGGCGCGAGUCUCUGGCUCAGCUCAAUAACACGUACUCUGAUGUUUCCCAGUUACGAAUCACUUACAGGUCAGUUCUUUCAGCUCGCUUUUAUAAUGUAUCAACAACACUAGUUAUUUCACAAUUUAAAAAAUAAAUCUUGCCUUUCUGGCUACUAUAAUGCUUUUUUAAGCAGUGUUGUGUUUGGGCUGUUUGGGAGGCUGGGGGUGAAAAAUACAUGAAUAAAUAAAAGGCUGUUAAUGGAGGUCUGUCUCUUGUAGCAUUUUAAAGACCAUUUUUGAACUCUGAUUUUCAUCUCUUAUGAACAUUCUGUAACUUUGAGGUAGUUGCAUAGCAAGCCUGGUUCUAGAUCAUCAAAAAUAAUGGGCUAUUCAAAAACUUUAGUUGGGCAAAGAAGUAAUUAGAGGGGGUUUAGGGGUUCACUACCAUCAAAUUUUCGAGUAAUUGUACCUUAACUCCCUGCUGUCUUGAGUCAACAAUUUGUGGUGGAUGACAUCUAAAGGAUGAGCCCUAUCCAAACAUUGGCGAUAGGCUUACUUAUGGAGACCAUAACCCAGGACUGUACUGCCGAAACAAAACAAUGACAAGUAAGGUGAUCAUGUGCACAGCUAAUGGUGCUGACAGAGAUACAAAGCCAAAAAUGUAAAUAAAAUUCACAGUCACAACAGCAGCAGCAACAAAAACCCAAGCCAGCUACAACAAAAGGCAAUUAUAACAAGCAGGAAAGGAAAUUAACCCUCCUCCUGUGUUAGGGUCUGUACUGACCUGUUUUGAUUUUAAAUGCUUAAAAGAGCCACUUAAAUUAGCUUUUUUGCAUCAAGAAUUUUGACUUAGCCAGGAACCUCAAUUUUAACAAAAUAAAAAAUAAAAUUGACUAAAUUAUAAAAUGCUCGUUAAAAUUAUGACCUGGUUAGAUCAAUAUCUAAUAAUUAGAGCAAAAACCGAAAUCAUAAGUGCACUGGCAGGCACUGCACUGACAGUCAGAUCCUCUUCCAAUCAUGUGAGAUUUAGGAAAUUCACAUGUUUCCAUGUUUUUCCCUGCACAAAAAAUGUCGGGCAUGUCUGUAUGAGGGGUAUAGUGACAAAGAAAGGCCCAGAGGCCCACUACAAAAAUAUUACAAACAAUAUUUUCAUGAAUAAUGAAGCCUAACAAGGUAACCUAGAGAUGAGAACCAAAUUGGAUGAAGAGAAUUGUUUUUAGUGUAAUUUACAGCUGAUUUAAGACAUGGGUCAAAACCGACCCUUUACAUAGUGGGUGCGUAGUAAAAGCUAACACAGGAGGAAGGUUAAGCACUGGUCUAAUAAUAUGACAGAAUUUAAGUUCUAGCUUGCACACUUACUGGUCUCAGAUGAGACAAAAAAAGGGAAAGAGGAGGAUGCAUCUGUCCUGGAUGCUUCUAUGCUGCAGGGUUGGCCUCUUGUGGUCAGUCACAUGACUUUGUUGAGACUGUAGUGACAUCUGUGCGAGGUCAAAAGUUCAGCAGCAGGAUAGAAAUAUUAAUUAAAGGUAUGUUUUUUUUGUGAGUUCAGUGAAUUUAGCCUCUAAUGAUAAAAAUGUAAUCAAUGAAAUGUGAACUAAUGAUGAUUGUUAAUGAUGAAUAGGACUUAUGCAUGCACUUAUGGUGUGACUCCUCAGUGUGUACAAAGCUGUGUAUGCUGUUGCCCAUGCACUGCACAACCUGGAGCACUGCGAAGCUGGACAGGGACCGUUCAAUGGAAAAAACGACUGUGCUGACAUCACAAACUUUGAGCCAUGGCAGGUAAAGCUUGUGUGCGUGUAUAAUAAAGUGGCCGGUGAGUGUAUAUGUGAGUGAACACCAUCGCUUUGUAACCAGGAUGUUGUUUCGUCUUUCUAUUCCACAGCUGAUGUACUAUUUGAAGAAUGUGCGUUUUAAUGUGCCGCACACAGAUGAAGAGGUCUACUUUGAUAAUGGGGAUGUAGAGGCGUUUUAUGACAUCAUCAACUGGAAGGUCGAUAGCAACGGGGGAAUAUCCUACAUCACUGUGGGACAGUACAACGGCUCAGCAGCACUAGAGGAUAGGAUGAUCAUAAUGAAUGACUCUAUUGUGUGGAACAAUGACGUUUUAGAGGUCUGUAGCAUACUUAUAAAAACAACCAUGAACAAAUUAUUUCACGAAUGAAUCCAUUUAUUGAAUUUUUGUAUCAUUGUCUGUGUGUGUUGUAGCCUCCUCGGUCAGUGUGCAGUGAGAACUGCCAGCCAGGCACCAGGAAGGGAAUCCGACAGGGAGAGCCGGUCUGCUGUUUUGACUGUAUCCCAUGUGCAGACGGAGAGAUCAGCAACACAACUAGUGUGUAUCAGGAUUUCAAGUUUAUCUAAUGGUCAUUUGUGUACUUAUUUUCCAGACAAGUGAGAGAUAAAACCACUAAACAAACAUGAAUUUGUGUGAACAGCAAAUACUACCUCACACCUACAGUCUACAAACAACUUUAUAUAAACACAAUCCCGCUGCCUUAUUACUAACCCAUUCUUCUGUUACAGAUGCUCGUGAAUGUGUCUUGUGCAGUGGUGACGACUGGUCAAACGAGGCUCAUGAUGCCUGUGUACCAAAAAUCAUUGAGUUCCUGGCCUUUGGAGAACCACUGGGGAUCACGCUCAUUGUCAUUUCAGCUUUUGGAGCUCUAGUCACCAUUGCUGUUGGAGUGAGACUUACUCAGUAGAGUUAAUUCCUGAUUACUGUUAAAAUAGAUCCUUUGUUGCGGUGAGUAACGGAUUAAAUGUUGUGUUUUACUAUUUGGACUAUUUUAGGUGGUGUUUGUUCUGAAUAUCGGCACCCCUCUGGUGAAAGCAAAUGAUGCUACGUUGAGUUUCUCACUGCUUUUUUCGCUGGUGGUGACCUUCCUCUGCUCCAUCGUCUUCCUGGGAGAACCUCAGCACUGGAGCUGCAUGACUAGCCAAGUAGGCCUGGCUCUGGGCUUUGCUGUCUGCCUUUCCUCUAUAAUGGGUGGGUACCUAACUUUUAACUGUUCUUUUCUGUGUUUAUGUGUGAGUAAACAGACAACAUCUGUGGGGUACAACACAUUUCUCACUCUAGUUUUUGGUGUAAUAUGAAAGCCUGGGACACUCUUAUUCCAUAGUGUUUGAUAAGGAGAGUGAUAAUAAAAUCAAAGAAUCAAAUUUGGUUACAUUAAUUCAUAAUAAGUUAAUUUGAUGUUUCUUUACUUCAGGUAAAGCUGCAGUGUUGAUGCUGAGAGCUCAGGCCCUGAAAGCGGCCCGGGCCAAACACAAAGCGGCUGCCAAAGCUGCCAAAGCUGCAGCUGAAGCAGCAGCAAACAGCGGGAAUCCUGAUGUAAUUGCCACCAAUACAAUUAACAAUGAUGCCAAUGCUUUUGCAAACCCUGAAGUUGACGUUCUCACAUGUGCCCACCAGAGGGCAAUAGCAACUACAGCAACAUUGAUCCAGGUAAGUACAAGGAGGUAAAACUAGGAUCUUGCCGUGAACUCUCAAUCCUGAUCCUGUAAUGAUAUCUCAGUUAUCAUCAUCACUCUUUCCAGGCAAUAGCGUGCACAGUCUGGCUAAUCACCCUCCCUCCACAUCCAGUAAAGAACACCUCUGCACAGAAUAUAAAGAUCAUCCUGGAGUGUGAUGAGGGCUCUGUGGUCUUUAUUUGUUGUAUAUUUGCCUACGACAUCUUGCUGGCUCUCCUGGCUUUCGUCUUUGCCUUCAUCGCCCGCAAACUAGAAGAUCACUUCAGGUAGGAAACACAAAAACCCAGCUGCAAAAAAAUCCCCUAGAUCAAAAUGUGUAAAAGAUAAAACAUGAAUGAAACAAAACAAGGAAGAAAUCAAGUGCAAAUAAACAUAUGGUAUAUGUAUCAUUAGGUCAUUUGAGUCACUGUACUUCAAAGCUAAAGAUAUCCCAAAAGGUCUUAUCCUUCUAAUGCCUUUUUGUCAAUGUAAGCUUUAUUUACUGUAUAUAGCACAUUUAAAAACAGCCAGUGGCCUGACCACAAUAAAAACAAUAAAAGCGUAAAACAUAUAAAAAACAUAAAACAACAAUAUAGAUACACAUAGCAAAUAAAAAACAAUAAAAGUAGCUAUACUUUUAUAUCAUAUUUGAUACAUAUUUUUAUGAUACCUCUAUCAAAUCAAUAUAAUCAACAAAUUACUAAAAAAAGACCUGAAUACAGGCCAAUAAAUGAUAAAAAUGUCUUCUUGUGGUUUCUCAGUUUCCAAAACAUCUAAUGUAUCAAAUGAGAUAAAUAUAUCUAUUUGUUACAUUUUAAGGACAUUUUGAUUUUUUGGGGUGUUAAGAGUGAGUGAAAUAAACAUUUCAGCUCCAAAAGAUUUUCUGGCAAUAGUUUGUGGUUUCAGGCAUUUAAGUUAUUUUUAGCUUUUUAUGAUUUGAUCUUGAUUAAACCCAGAAUAAAUUAGAUGGAUGACAAAUCUCAUCAAAUUUUAGACCCAUUCUGAUAUUUUGUCAAAAAAAGGGAAACAUUUGCAUUUGAGUCAUCCUUAGAUUCAAUAUUUUUGCUCAAAAGAGACUGGAGUCUAGAAAACAUACGCCUCUUCAAUAGAAAAUACAAAUUUUAUAGAUUAUUUUAAGCAACAUGCAGAAGGAUCAUGAAGUUCUAUCUUUACCUCCUCUACUUUUGAGUGAGCUCAGGUAUUAGUAGGAACAAAAAAAUCUACUUCCCUGUGAAAAAGUUACUGAGAAUCAAAUUUAAUCUGCAUGGCUUUUGUUCCACAUGCUGUCUUUCAGUGAAGCAAAGUGCGUGACCUUUGGGAUGCUGGUCUUCUUCAUCGUUUGGAUCUCCUUUGUCCCGGCUUACCUCAGCACACGUGGCAAGUUCAUGGUUGCCGUCCAGAUUUUUGCCAUCCUUGCAUCCAGCUUUGGCCUAUUGACCUGCAUCUUUCUGCCCAAGUGUUACGUUCUUCUGGUCAAACCUGAACGCAACACAGAAGAGAUGAUGAGGCCCCGCGCCAAACCGCGGGAUGGAACCUUGACUGGGACCUCAGCCUCUCUCGCUACGGCUGCUACUGAAGUCAACGCUUCGAUCGCAUCUACUGCUAUUGAUGAUUAG
Xyrichtys novacula (pearly razorfish) is the source of this 7252-nucleotide messenger RNA. The record is from the annotation of a GenBank genome assembly. NCBI's taxonomy places the organism in Eukaryota, Metazoa, Chordata, Actinopteri, Labriformes, Labridae.